This is a messenger RNA of Puccinia triticina, 540 nucleotides long. RefSeq lists its product as uncharacterized. Lineage: Eukaryota; Fungi; Basidiomycota; Pucciniomycetes; Pucciniales; Pucciniaceae. The transcript is spliced from 7 exons. The record is from RefSeq and is a predicted model, not a curated record. The coding region runs from base 1 to 540 and encodes 179 amino acids.
AUGGUCAUUCCUCCCGAAAGCUGCAGGAUCCGUGGGGUUACUCCAUCGGAUGUUGGUGGCGCGUGGGGAGCAGCCUACGCGGUCGGCACACCCAUUUCGGCACUGGUGACAGGCAUUUGUUGUGCGCUGGCGAUUGAGUAUUUCCAACAAUUUCCACAGGACGCUACGCGAAUCCGAUUAUCUGUGAUUGUCGUUGUUGCCACAUCCAUCCUCGGUCUCCUUUUAGCAAUGGAUUUGACCUAUGUGCGAUUGGUGAAAAAUGCAACACCACCCGGGGGUUUCGGUGACAUUCCUUGGCAAGAUGACGCAGUGGCUUUGAUAUGUGGAGUCUGCCAACUCAUUUGCAGCGCCUAUUUUGCCUACUCGGCUUAUUCCGUAGCAAGCAGGAAAAAGCUCUUGAUAGUUUGGUAUGGGUUGCUCAUGGCAGUCAUCUUUUUAAGUGCCUUCUUCAGAGCAAUUCUUGGAUUAACACCUACGGAUUGGUCUGAUGGUGCCGCACUCUGUCCCAAGAUGACUUUCAUGUGGCUCAUGUGCGUUUGA